Molecule: messenger RNA, 1977 nt
Organism: Tricharina praecox
Lineage: Eukaryota; Fungi; Ascomycota; Pezizomycetes; Pezizales; Pyronemataceae
Product: WD40-repeat-containing domain protein
Exons: 7
Coding region: 1-1977 (658 amino acids)
Biological process (GO): positive regulation of transcription by RNA polymerase II
Cellular component (GO): nucleus
Molecular function (GO): transcription factor binding
Source: RefSeq, a predicted model, not a curated record
AUGUCCCGCAAAGGAUCCAUCGGGUCCAGGCCCAACUCGACAAUCUCGGUCGCCAGUGUCAUUCGCGACGAUAUCCCAGAACUUCUACCGUGUUAUGCUUCGUCACAAUUCGUCCUCCAGGCGCAAGGCUCAUCGAUCCUCUGCCUACAACACGACUCUCUGGCAGCGGAACGGCGGUUUGUCCGUCACAAGGAGAAUGUGACCAUCAUCGCCGUCGACAAUAUCAGUGAUGUCGUUGCGACGCGAGUCGUCAGCGUGGAUAAAUCCAAGACUGCGAUCGUUUGGGAUAUCGACUCCGGGGAAGUGCUCUCGCAGUACGAGGCGUACGAGGAUAUUCUGGUCGCAUCGUGGAUGAAGAACGGGAAUCUGGUCUUUGGUGAUUCCUUGGGCAAUCUCAUACUCUUCAACCCAGAAAACGCAGAUGCGAUAACGGCGCGCACGAUAUUCGACCCUCUGUGUGCGAUCGCCCCAACUGCCGACUGCAAAGCGUUCGCUUUGGGGUACAACAAUGGCUCGGUACUCAUUGCAGCUUUGUCGCCGGCUUUUACUAUACUGCACACUCUCACAACCACCUCGAUGCAGCCCUCAACCAUCACAACAUUAGCAUGGCACGCCUCUUCGUCGAAACAAAAGUCGGAUAUGUUGGCUGUCCAAACCAGGGACGGCGACCUGCGUGUGUGGAGUGUUCCCAAGUCGCUGGACGGCGAUGAAAGUGCACGGGUAGUGCGCAUAUUGAAGCGGCCCGAAGCUUCAGGACGGGGAAACAACUGGCUGGGAUGGUCUCGGAAUGGUCGGAUCGUACAGUAUUCUGCGGGUGCGACCACUGUGUGGGAUGUCCGGACGAAGAACGUGACCUGGGAGGAAGUGCCAACACCGAACAACGUCGUCGGAAUAUGCAUCUAUGGUCCGCAUGGAUCGUUAUUCACAUUGUCGAAGGAUCAUACAGUGCAGCAGUACAUGCUGUAUCCUCCACAACUGGUGGCAAAUAUCCACCACGACCCGCCGAUGCUACCACCGUCGCCACCGGUAGACCUUAUCGGAGAAAACGACGAGACCGCGGUGAUUGUGGUGCAAAACCAACAGCAGGACGAUUACAGCAUGACCGUGGCGUCAUCGAUGGGUCAUACACUACACGAGCCCGAACACCUGGAACCGAUGGAGUAUCGCGAGGAGGGUUUGGGAAUAGCCAAUAUCGUCGGUCAAAGACCAUCAUCAACAAGCUCUAGGGGAUCAAGGGGAAGCGCGGAGCUUCGGCGCAACUAUGGUUCUUCUGGACGCAAGGGCUCUACUGCCUCUAUGGAACCGAGAGAGCAAUAUUCAUCACCGCCAACAACAGAUCGCAAGGCGUCUGCUGGUUCCAUCGAGCAGAGGGAGCAAUAUUCCGGUUCACCGGUCGUUGGUCGCAGGCCAUCCAUCACCAGUCGCAAAACACACCCCCUGAGACACGAAAUUCACAUCAGCCCCGAGACGACACAAGUUCCCGUCAAGGCUCUUCCUGGUUCCCUCGCACAUGUUACCGAUAUCUUCGCAAAUCUGCGGAUACGCCUGAAUACCGUUACCUACGAGAGUCCUCGGGACGGUGGCCGUCAGAACAAACUUUCCGAGGAUGAUCACCGGAAGGAAAUGCUUUUCUGUGUCUUUGGCUGGAAGGGUGAUAUCGAAGAGCUGAUCGGCGAUGAGUUGGAAUCUGUGAAUGCUCGGUCCCUGAACUCACUGGUUCUACGGAUGUGGUUGGGUGACCUCGAUCAGAACUCGCUGGCUGUGAUGCUAGGCGCCGACUUCAGCGUCUCUGGGGAUUGGUUAUUUCUCGCUUUAAGCGCCAUGGGUGGCCAGAAUUCAUGGACCCACGUGGCAAGGGCUUUCGUCCUAAAGCUCUUGCAGAAGGGUGAAAUACAUACUGCAGUGCUGUGUCUCCUCGCUAUCGGCGAUAAGAAUGACGCUGUGGAAAUUUAUAUCUCGCACAAGCUAUACCUGUAA